ACACUCUCACACCCAAAAAAAUUACUUAAAGCUUUGCAUGUUUUCUUGUCUUGUUUUUCGUUUUCGUCAUUUUCUUUUUCUUAUAUUAAUUAAUGACUCUCAUAACAUAGUUGUCCCUUUUCUUUGUCACCUAACAACUCUAUGGAUCCAUGGAAAGUACGUAUAUUUUUCUAAGCUAUUCAAUUAAAUGCACUAUAUAUAGUCAUUAUUUUCAUGAGUGGCAUAGUAUUAGUGAAAGUGUUCUUUCUGUGAAGAAGAAGAAGAAGAAGAAAAAACAUGGGUAGAAUUCCUAAGGAGAUUAAUAAAGGUGCUUGGUCUCGUGAAGAAGAUGAUAUUCUCUCUAAAUAUGUUGCCAUUCAUGGAGAAGGAAAAUGGCAAAAGGUUGCCCAAAAUGCAGGUUUAAAGCGAUGUGGAAAAAGUUGUAGACAAAGAUGGUUGAAUUAUCUAAAACCAGGUAUAAAGAGAGGCGACAUUUCCACAGAUGAAGAAGAUAUGAUCAUAAGACUUCAUCGUCUUCUUGGUAACAGAUGGUCUUUGAUAGCUAAGAGAUUACCGGGACGAACAGAUAAUGAAAUCAAGAACUAUUGGAAUACAAAUCUAUCAAAGAGGUUACAAAAACAACCUACAUCCUCAUCAUUUUCUGUCUCACUUCAAAACAAUCACAACAAAUGUGGACAUAUAGCACCAGAAGCUCCAAGGCCAAGGAGAUUGAAGAUUGUUCAUCAAUACAACAAAAUUUUGGAGAAUAAUAACAAUGGAAGUGAGUGUGAUCAAGGAAGCGAUGAAACCUCAAUUGCCGAUUUCCUCAUCGACAACGAUCAUCAAGACAAUUUGUUGGCUUGUGAUGAUGAGUCCAACACUACCAACUCAAAGAUUCCACAAAUGGAAGAAGAUCACAAGAAGGUAGUUUCAACCAAUAGUACUCAUAACUCAUCAUCACCUUCUGAUCAUUUUCAUCUUUCAUCGGAGAAAUUCGAUCCUCUAGAUAACCUUUUGGAUGUGGAGCUCAAGAAAAUGGCUUCCUUUCUUGGACUUGAAAAUGAUUGAAAGUGAUUUGUUGCAAUCAAAGGACCAAGAGAAGAAAAAAGCCAAGUGAAAGAUCAAGCGGACUUGAGUUCCGAUGCGGUGGAGGAAGUUUCCGAUGCGACAGAGGUGAAUCUGUAAGAUUAACACUUUAACGUUCAAGAGUAAAUGAGUGAGAAAGCAGUUUGAGUUUAUGAAUGAAUGAAUGAAGAUCUAAAAUAAUGCGUGUUGUGUUUUAUAUAAGACUGACAGUUAAAACCG
This is a messenger RNA of Lathyrus oleraceus (garden pea), 1284 nucleotides long. Its product is annotated as transcription factor WER. Lineage: Eukaryota; Viridiplantae; Streptophyta; Magnoliopsida; Fabales; Fabaceae. Bases 277 to 1047 code for a protein of 256 amino acids. The record is from RefSeq and is a predicted model, not a curated record. The transcript has 4 exons.